Molecule: messenger RNA, 1434 nt
Organism: Pundamilia nyererei
Lineage: Eukaryota; Metazoa; Chordata; Actinopteri; Cichliformes; Cichlidae
Gene: sdr42e2
Product: short chain dehydrogenase/reductase family 42E, member 2
Exons: 11
Coding region: 1-1434 (477 amino acids)
Biological process (GO): steroid biosynthetic process
Molecular function (GO): oxidoreductase activity, acting on the CH-OH group of donors, NAD or NADP as acceptor
Source: RefSeq, a predicted model, not a curated record
AUGACUGAAAGCGGAGGCUCUCUGUGCCAGGUGAAGCAGUUUCCCUGCCAAAGCGUCCCCAUUUGUCGCCUGCAGACCAACGGGCACCACGGGCACAACAUCGCCCACCUCGCUCAGCAGCCGUGGGUCAUCCAUCCAGCCCCAGCAGUCGCCUCCGGCCCCUCUGUGGCUGUGAGAAACAGAGUAAACACCGCCACCGCUGCUACCUGCAGCAGCCCCGACUGUGUGGCCUCCAGACUGGGAGAGGAAAAGCACCGAGGUGUCCCAAAGGGGAAAGUGGUAGUGACGGGAGGAGGGGGAUACUUUGGUUUCAGGCUUGGGAGACAACUGGCAAAUGAAGGGUUUUCAGUAAUCCUUCUGGACUUGAAUAAGCCUCCCUGUGAUAUUCCCGAUGGAGCGACAUUCUAUCAGAGUGACAUUCGAGAUUAUUCUUCCCUGUAUAAAGUGUGUGAAGGGGUUGACUGCAUGUUCCACACGGCGUCUUAUGGCAUGUCUGGCCCAGAGCAGUUGAGGAAAGAGCAGGUGGAGUCCGUCAACAUUGGUGGAACCAAUAACGUCAUAAAUGUGUGUAAGGAGAGGAGCAUCCCCAGACUGGUGUACACCAGCACCAUCAACGUAGUGUUUGCAGGGAAACCGAUUGUGGAUGGUGAUGAGGCUUCGGUGCCAUAUGUGCCCCUUGAUGCUCAUAUUGACCACUACUCCAGAACUAAAGCGAUUGCGGAGCAGAUGGUCAUCGCAGCCAACGGGGGCUCCCUCAAAGGUGGAGGCCUGCUGCGCACUUGCAUCCUGCGGCCCUGUGGCAUCUACGGACCAGAGGAGAGAAGACACCUACACAGAGUGAUGAUGAACGUGGAGCGUCGGUUGUUCAGUUUCCGGUUUGGUGACCCCCGGGCUCAAAUGAACUGGGUGCACGUAGAUAACCUGGUACUGGCCCACAGGCAGGCAGCUGAGGCCCUCACGCUGAAGAGGAGCUGUGUCGCUAGUGGACAGGCCUAUUUUAUUAACGAUGGCGUUUCGGUCAAUCUGUUUGAAUGGUUGAUGCCUUUGUUUGAGAAGCUGGGCUACAGCCAGCCGUUGAUAAAUCUGCCAGUUUCACUCGUCUAUUCAGCAGCCAUCCUGGUGGAAUAUCUGCACGUGGUCCUGAGACCGGUGAUAACAGUGCCGCUCCUUUUCACCAGAAGUGAGGUCAGGAACAUCGCAGUGAGCCACACUUUUAAAAUUGACAAGGCCCGCCGAGAUCUGGGCUACAGCCCGAAGCCUUACUCCCUCGCAGACUCCGUGGAGCAAUACCUGAAGUCUCGACCGCCUCGCAACACCUCGUCGCUUUUCAGCCUGUCCCGGACCUCCCGGCAGCCCCGGCGGCUUUUUCUGCUGCUUCUGAUGGGUUUCAGCGUGGUGAUACUCAUGCUAUGUUGCGUAAUUUGUCAGAACUAA